Messenger RNA from Neocloeon triangulifer, 8159 nucleotides. It is a transcript of the gene trx, whose product is annotated as histone-lysine N-methyltransferase trithorax. The record is from RefSeq and is a predicted model, not a curated record. Lineage: Eukaryota; Metazoa; Arthropoda; Insecta; Ephemeroptera; Baetidae. Gene Ontology annotation, molecular function: histone H3K4 methyltransferase activity; protein binding. Gene Ontology annotation, biological process: positive regulation of DNA-templated transcription. The coding region runs from base 538 to 7464 and encodes 2308 amino acids. The transcript is spliced from 18 exons. Gene Ontology annotation, cellular component: histone methyltransferase complex; nucleus.
AUAUCGAGCAACAACCGACUUGUCCCUGAUGUGAUCAAACAAAGUUUUGCCCUCCCGCUCGAGAGCCUCUUCGUCUUCCUCUGUCAUGUACUCCUCGAUCUUCUGGUACCAUUCCUUGUGCGACAUCUUGAUGGCAAGUGGAGCACGCUCAAAUAGUGACCGACAAUGAGAAGGCUUAAUGGCCUGUAACAAUAACCGGAAGCAUAGAUUGCUACGUCAUUAUUUUGGUAUGUGCGGGAGGAAAUUUUGCCAACUUUGCUGAAAAUACAAACAAAGCAAUUUUAUCGUGGCAGCAGCUGCAAGCUGCAACUUGAUGCCAAUGGUGCAGACAGCGACAAACAUUGUGGAAGAAGGUCAGACUUGAUGAAGAAGACUAGAAUCAUGCCAACUGCCAGCAGGGCGGCAAGGAAGCAGUUACUGGCAACAUCAUUGCUCGCCUCUAAAAUAGCACCGUACGCAAGCGAAAUGAUCACGGAAGAGAUUUGACCACCCAGCGCCAUGCAUCCUGAAGAGCUGGCUUCAGAUUCAGGGUAAACCAUGACAAGGUACCGAUUUCCCGGUCGAACAUGCAAGAAUUCAUCCACUCGCAAGAGAGUGAAGGGCUACUGGUCUGUCACCGAGGAAGCUCUCGAGGCCGAGCAGAUUCACAAGAACUUGCUGGCCUGGCAGGAAUUGGUGGGCAGCUCCGAUGACGAGGACUUUUAUGGAUUUACUCAUGAAGAGGAGCAGCUUGCCCGGUCAACAGCUGUCAUCGAGGCCCACACUCUUGAGCUUGAGGGUGGUGGUCUGGUUGGGAAAUUAGGCAAGAAGUCCGAAAAUGCCAAAGCGUCCACAAGCGCUUCAAAACAAAAGAGGCCACAGCAAUCAUCACCAUCAAGUGAGCCUGCGAGUACACCGAAAUCAAUUGGAGCCAAAAUUGAGACUGAAUCUACUGUUAUUAAGAAUCCUUUUAAAUCUGAAGAAAAAUCCAAGAAAGAUAAACUGAUUUCCGAGAGUACAAGCUAUUUUAAUAAGAAUGCUUCAAAAUCAACACGCUUACACAAAGAUGGCAAGAGGGCUAGCAACUUGUCCAGUCCUCAAGAGAGUUCCAAAAGCUGCAGCAUCCUUAAACCAUCAACGCUGAAGUUUGAGUCGUUCAGCUCUGGGCACACGCUUGGUGCAAACUGGAUGCUCCAGUCAACCCCCACAGUCAAGCCCACUUCUCUGCCGGACGCGAAGAAGUGCAUAGUUUGUGAAACAAUGACAACCGACGUCCAGUGUGAUUCGUGCCGAAGAUUUGUCGAGAAGAUGACACAAAAGACAACGCAAAAAUUGAUGUGCCACAGAGGAAGAGCAGUUUGCAAAAUUUCAGGGGUGGAGGUGAAAGCGAGGUGUCCAGCGUGCUGGCUCAUGAUGUGCCUCUCAAAACUGCCCAUACCACAGAAAACUUUGACAAGACUGAAGAAAUGUCUGCCGAGUAGUUUGCAGUACCAUGUUGGCCCUGGCAACCCCACUAAAAAGGAUCCUCUUCGUGGCUGGUCCGAUAACGUGUUGAACCAAACACAGCUAGCUGCCAGGGCACUUAUGAAGAAAGCGACAAAAACGGCAAACAAUAGCAAAAUCAAAGAAACUACAAAACAUCACCCAGUAGAAGUUGAAAAGCCAAAACGCCAGAAAUCGCUUGUAAAGGGGCCUCGCAUAAAGCACGUUUGCCGCAGGGCUUGCGUUGUGCUCGGUCAGCCCCAAGCCACAUUUCCAGGCGUCUCUCCGUUCAAACAAGCGUCAAUUGAUAUAUACAAGAAGUACCAAACAGAAUCAAAACACAAGGAUAAGAAAGUGCUGUCUAAAACGAUGGUUGAAGUUCCACAAGAUAAAGCCCCGGCCCCUACUCCAUCCACUUCAGGCUCAACUUUGCCUCUGGAGAUGCUGGGUUUGCCUGCUGCAGCCCCGACAAAAGCCGAGCCUCCUCCUGGUUGGAUCUGUGUUGACUUUGAAGCAACUGAGGCCACUGGAGUCCCUGUCAUGAGCGCUAUCGGAACAUCCAACUUGCCACCUGCUCUUUGUGUGCUUUGUGGAAGUGCUGGAAAAGAACAGCUUCUUUUCUGUGCCAUGUGCUGUGAGCCAUAUCACUUUUUCUGUCUCAAGACGAAUCCUCAGCUUAACAAGAUGUGGAUUUGUGAACGUUGUGAGCUCUGCUGCAUCUGCAAUAAGCCCACUAUGAACGAUCCAGAACUUGUGAGGUGCCAGAAAUGUGUUGUUCCUUCUCACAAGGGGUGUUUAACUUGCAAACCUCCUCCAGGAAAACCAUGGGAGUGCCCUGCUUGCAACGUGUGUCGCAGUUGUGGCUUGGCUGCACCCAACAUGAAGGCUGCUGGGAACACUUCAUUCUGCCCUCCUUGCUACAAACUGAGACUCAAAGGCAAUUUCUGUCCCCACUGUCAGCAAUGCUACAAAGAUGAUGACUAUGAUACAAAGAUGGUGGAGUGUGCCGAGUGUCUCAGUUGGGUACACGCCUCUUGUGAGGGUAUUACCGACGAGAUGUACCAAGUUCUGAGCUACCUUCCUGAAACUGUAGAGUUCCAUUGCAAGAACUGCACCACCCAAGUUCCUCCACUUUGGUCACAGGCCAUUGAGGAAGAAAUGAGGAACGGAAUCAUGAACAUCGUGAAAAACCUUGCAAAGUACCAAAGCGUCAAGCUGUCGCCCAACAAGAGAGUGAAUCUUGAGCCAGAUGAAGGUGAUACAAAUGCAGCAAAGCCUCUAAUAGAGACCAAGCCAGCAAGCAAAGGCGAUGUCAAAGGUGAAGAUAAAACUAGAAAAGAAGAGAAACUGGUCGUAGAGAAGAAUAAAGAAAGUAGAGAGCUAGAACUGAGGAAAGAAGAGACAAAAUCUGAGACAAUCAAGGUUAAGGAUGAAAGUGAAUUGAUGCCAAAACCAGUUGAACUGAUCAAGCAAGAAAUAGAUGAAAAAGACCCUAAAAUUGAAGCUGCUAAAAUGAAACUUGAUUUUGAAGAAGGAAGAAUGCCAGAGUUAGUGGUCAAACUGACCGAUUGUGUGAAGCAAAAGGCAAAAGCAACCCAAACUCUUAAGCUGAAGCAGAUCAGAGAGGCUUAUAACAUUAAAGAGUGCUCUGUCCAUUUGAGGAAAUGCGCUCAUGUUAAGAUUGCUGGCACAGAAACUGCAGACUCUCCAUCAAAGCUUCCAAGUUGUUCGAGAAAUGAACCAACAGUCACUCUCCCCACUUUGAAAACCCCAGACAAGAACGCUAACUACGACGAGACACCCAGUAAAAUGACAACAAGCACUUCAGAGGCCGUUGCCUCCCAAACAAUCGAAGAAAAGGAGUCUGCAGAAGAGAAGAAAAACACUUCCUUUAUAGAACUUGAGGACGAAACAGCAUCAGCACCCCCAAGCACUGCAAUAUGUGACAGCCCUGGAAAGAAAUCUGAAACAAACAUGUUUGACUCCAAGCUCUUAGCAGCCAUACUUCGAAAAGCCAGCCUUGGUUUAUACAAGAGCCUUGCCACCUUUGAUUUUGAAUUCAAACUUGAAGUUCUGAAGAGCAAGGAUGUUGAAAUUCAGUCCCAAUAUUUAGCGUUGGUCACUGAAAACUUUCCCUGGUACAAACCAGGCAGUUUUGACUUAGAAAAAUCUUCAAUUGAUGGAAAAGUGGUGGCCAAAAGCAAGCCGGACUCUGCUGCUGAGAGUAAACCAGAGCCGCAGAAGAACCUCAGCCAAUUGUACACGGCAGGAUUUCACGACAACCGGCUCUGUGCCCUAUGCAGGAAGCCUGCCGACGAUUUUGGUGCAGGAGCAGAACGAAUGCUGCACACAGGCAGCGCUCCUCCCUUAGACUGGGUGCACGCCAAUUGUGCAUUGUGGAGCUCAGAAGUUUGGGAGGACCGUGAUGGAUACCUGCACUGUGUUGUUCCUGGCGCCCUGUCCAGAGCCAACAGGACCAAGUGCAGCUACUGUGGAGAGAGAGGAGCCACAGUUGGUUGCUGUCAGGGCAACUCUUGCCACAACUCUUACCACUGGCCGUGUGCCCUGGCCCUAGCCAAAUUGGGCGACAGCAUUUUCCUUGAUUUGGCGGAGAUGGCCCUUUACUGCACCGACCACGGAGAGCAACGAAGGUUGCUGGCAGAACUUGCCUCAGAGGAAGAUGAGAUCGACCUAUGUCUCGAUUUUCCGCUUCCUAGACGUCUGCGGGUUGAGCCUGCCAGAAACAAGAAAAGGUAUGCUGAUCCGUCUUGCGUCCAAAUCGCCAUAGGGUCUCUUCGUGUGGAGCGACUUGGUGUGAUCAGCUCAAAUUUGUGUCAUGAUGAAAUGAGGGAUGUCCUUGUGCCGCACGGCUAUGUUGCAAAAAGGCUCUUCUGGUCGACUAAAGAGCCAUGGAAGAUUGUUGAGUACGUCAUCAUUACUGAGCUGGAAAUUGAGUCCGUCGAGGAAAGUCUAGCGAGGGACAUCAACUUGACUGUGGAGCAUGGGACUCAUGGAGCGCCGUCUGAAGUGAUGGAGAAGAAUUUGAGAGUCUUGAGACACAUACAACAACAAGAGAUUGAUCUGUCUCGUGACAAUGAACUUGGCGGAAGAGACAACUCUGAUGACCUGCUAUUGCCACCAGAUCUGAAAGAAACAAUUUUCCAGGACUUAAACAAUGAACUUUUAGAGGGAAUAUCCAUGCACGAUAUUUUCACCAAGCUACUAUCGGAUGACAUAAGCAAGGAAGAUGUGUCUGACAGUGAAGAAAACCCAGUAAGAGAAGUGGUUGACUAUCUUGUAGACAAUGUCUGCUCCCAGGAAUCCGAAGGAAAGCUGCGAAAGCGAUCAAGAAUCAGCCUGGUCUCUUUGGAUGAGGAGUUUAUUCUUCCAAAGAUGAUGAAACCCUGCUCGUCUCGGCAGUUUAGACUCUCCCAGCUUGACGGUGCCGAUGACAGUUCAAGUGACUCAGAGUCAACUGAGUCGGCGGGAAAAUCGGACGAAGUGAAUGUUGAAGUUGAAACAUCCCUGACCAGAAAACGGAAUAUGUCAGACGGAGAUGCAGACGAUGGACCUGUUAAGUGCAAGUCCUGCAAGAGGACCUAUCGGACCAAAGCGAGCUAUGACAAGCACUUGUCCUCAUGCACAGAGGUCAGCAGCGAGUCCAGCGACGAAUCCAGUGAAAGUCCUACAACUUCCAGAAUGAGUGCCAAGACCUCCAAGUAUGGAACGGUAGUGGUGAAGACCAAGCUGGUGGUGAUGCAAAGCCCAGACAAGAACCAGAAACGGAAAAGAGAGGCAAAGGCAGUGAGAAAAGCUGUAAAACUGGCUGCUAAACCAGCAGACUCCACUACAGGCCCUUCGAUGAUGCAUCACCACACAUCUCAGCAGCACCACCAACAGCCACAUACCUUCCAGCAAAUGCAACAACCCAUGUCAACUGUGAAUGACAAGCAAGGCUUUGCCUCAGCUCCUAUCUACCCAGACACACCCCAAAUAGUUGUUGGCCAAAACCCAAUAUAUGUGACCCAACCAACGGUUUACUACAUCAACGUCACUCCAAGCAAACAGAACUACUUGCUAGUCAAUGGACCCGACGGCCAGCAGAAUUUAGUUUGUGUCUUGAGCCCUGAGCAGGAGCAAAGUCAAAUCAUUGUCCCGCAAACCUUUGGCAACAUGAUGACCAUGCCCUCGUACAACAGCAACACGACCUUCCUUGCGCAAACCCCCUUCCUGCAGAACAUGGCCUACAGUCCAAUGAUGGCCGGCAACGACGGUACCCAGCUGGUUAACACGCCAAAUGGGAUCUUCCUCAGCAACCCGUCGAAUCCCUUUGCCAUAAACCAGAAUCCUCUAAUGAUGCCCAGCAUGGGUUUGGGCCACGAAAUGAAGGACCCUUCGUCUUACUUGGCGCCAACGACCUUUACUCCGGACCUGCACAUCAAGCAGGAGCCCAACCCACCCGUCCAGAUCAUGAACCCUUCUAUGUUGCCACAAAAACCAGUCGAUUUUCCACCCAGUCUGACGCACCCCUUGCAAAUGGCCCAGCCGCCUCUGCAACCGCCUUUAAUAUCCCUGAACCAGUAUGUAGCUCCAGCGGCUGCUCCUCCUCCUCCACCCCAGCAGCCCUACUUCCAACAACCGAUGCUGCGACCGCCGUUUGUACACCCGCAGCACCAAAACUUGAUACCUCCACAGCCGGGACUGAUGCACGUUGGGUCUUUCAAGCAGCCUGUCAACUCCACGGUCAGCAACAUCCAGAAGAUGCAGUUGAUUAGCUCGUCCAUUGCUCCUCGCAGUAACCAAGUCAAAACGGCCACUCGGUCUUAUGUGGAGACACCGGCAAAGGUUCCAGAGCAACUUCAACAGGCAGCAAUUCCAAUUACAAGAUCGCUGCCGCCACCCCUGGUCAUCCGAGAGCGGCCAAUUAAGCCAAAUAAGACUGUGCCACCGCUGGUUAGCAAUUUGGAGGCGACGGCCUCACCUAAGGUGGUUAAAAUCACGGCCAGUGCGAGCGUUGGCACACAGACAACGUCUCGAUGCAGCACGCCGAGUAUCAUCAAGAAGGAACCUCAAGAUGUCGAAGAGAAGACAAACGUCCAGUUCAAGAUCCAGAGUUCAGACGGAUUCAUCACAACGGCGCACAAUGUUUCCCAGGCGUGGCAAAAUAUCUUUGACGCAGUUCAAACUGCAAGAAAGGCCUACAAUCUCACACCCCUGCCGUACAAUCCGUUCAGUCUCUCAGGACAACAAAUGACCGGACUGGGACAGGAUCCUAUCAAGUAUUUGAUUGAGCAGCUGCCCGGAGUUGCCAAAUGCACUGAUUACACCCCCAAAUUUCACAAUUCGUCACAAAAGAAAAUAAAGAGGCAGCCAGUUUUGCAGCCGAAACUCAACACUACUGGCUGCGCGCGAACUGAACCAUACAAACAAAGGAACCCGUACGACAUGUUUGGCUGGCUUGCGUCAGAACACAGAAAACCACCAUCGAUGCCUCUUGCCGAAAAUGAGGCUGUCAACCGAACAAAAACAAGCAGUAACCUCCCAAUGGCAAUGAGAUUCAGACAGUUGAAGAACAACGCCAGAGUUAAGGUUGGGGUCUUCCGGUCUUUGAUACAUGGCCGCGGCCUCUUCUGCAUCAGGGAACUGGAGCCUACAGAAAUGGUCAUUGAAUACGCUGGAGAGGUUAUUCGCUCGAUACACACAGAUCGGAGGGAGAAAAUUUAUGAGUCGAGGGGCAUAGGGUGCUAUAUGUUCAGAAUAGACGACGACACUGUGGUGGACGCAACGAUGAAAGGAAACGCGGCCAGAUUCAUUAAUCACAGUUGUGAGCCCAACUGCUACUCAAAGGUGGUUGACGUGCUUGGCAAGAAGCACAUCCUGAUUUUUGCCUUGCGACGCAUCCUGCCUGGAGAGGAGCUCACCUACGACUACAAGUUCCCCUUCGAAGAUGACAAAAUUCCCUGCACGUGUGGUUCCAGAAAAUGUAGAAAGUAUCUUAACUAGUCUCAAUCCUUCGUAUCAGCUGUUGUACUUUACUUUUCCGUAAUUCAGGGUUACACUUUCUUCACACACAUACUACAGAGUUCAAUACUUACAAUAUACACACAGUAAUAGAAAAUAAACUUUCAAGAGUUACAUAACAUAUACUUAGCAAUAGUCGCAGGCAUGGUUUUGAUUCUUACAUUAAAAUAAUUCCGUCGCGCCCUUGAGCGUGAUUCACAUACAUACAGUUAAACCAGAAGCAACACACUACAGUAACACUACUUAAAUAACAAAUUCUGUGUAAUCCCGUUUUAAUGCAUUUGUUCUAUACAUGAGGAAAGGACUCUUUGGACUCACACAAAAUUGAUGUACUAGCCCACAAAUAAAUAAUUCCUACCGAUAUUGCUAUUACGAUCGGGCUGUGUUUAGAGGAAACAUCUAAAAUUUGUAACAAAAAUUGAUAUUGUGAUAAAUUUUAAACAUUUAGUAAUUAUGAUUUGUAAAAUAAUGGCGAGAUUUUUUCUUACUCGGUGCACCGUUUUGUGCAUUCCAUUAAUGUGCUCUGCUAUGUUUUUAAUGCAUUAUUUUAAGAUUUAAUCUUAUAUAGAGCAGCUUGAUUUUAAACGUCUUGAACAAAACGUGUACUACUUCCCGUUUAGUAAGUCACCUGGUUUCAUUUUUUUUUAUACAAUUAUUUUGCCAAUUAGCUUAUUUAC